AUGUCGACUACCACCACCCUCCCGCAAUUCGAAUCCGUCUUCCACCAAGUCCUCUCCGACCUCCGCCAACAAUGUCGCGAGGACUAUAAACUCCCAACUCAGGUGUGGGAAUGGUUCGAAAAGUCCCUCAUCCACAACACCGUCGGCGGGAAAUGUAACCGCGGGCUGUCGGUCAUCGACUCUGCGCGUCUCCUCCUCGAUCGGGAGCUUACAGCAGACGAAUACUUCCACGCCGCGAUCCUAGGGUGGAUGAUCGAACUCCUCCAAGCCAUGAUGCUCGUAUUGGAUGAUAUCAUGGACGCAUCACAUACUUGUCGAGGAAAGCCAUGCUGGUACCGCGUCCCCAAGGUUGGCAUGACAGCUGUCAACGAUGCCGCGAUGCUAGAAAGUGCCAUUUAUGUGUUGUUGAAGAAGUAUUUCAAGAGAAGGCCUGCAUAUAUCGAAAUAACCGAACUCUUCCACGAAAUCGCCUUCAAAAUCGAACUCGGCCAAUCCUACGACAUGCUCAUCGGCCCAGACGACCACAUCGACUUUACGAAUUUCACCAUGGAGAAAUAUACCGAGAUUGCGGUAUACAAAACGGCGUAUUAUAGCUUCUACCUCCCCGUUGCGUUGGCAUUACUGGACACCGGGAAAGCCACACCACGGAAUUUGGCCCAAGCAGAGGAUAUCUUAAUCCCGAUGGGGGAGUACUUCCAAGUUCAGGACGAUUAUCUGGAUGCGUUUGCGGAUCCGGUGGUCCUGGGGAAAGUGGGCACGGAUAUUAGGGAUAAUAAGUGUUCGUGGUUGGUGAUUCAGGCGUUGGAGAGGUGUGAUUCGUUUCAGAGAGGGGUGUUGGAGGAGAAUUAUGGGAGGAAGGAUGAUGGGUGUGAAGCGGUGGUGAAGGGAUUGUAUGUGGAGUUGGGGUUGGAGGGGGUCAAGGAGUUGAGGGGAUGA
This is a messenger RNA of Aspergillus sclerotioniger CBS 115572, 936 nucleotides long. Its product is annotated as FPP/GGPP synthase family protein. Gene Ontology annotation, cellular component: cytoplasm. The transcript is spliced from 4 exons. Gene Ontology annotation, biological process: trans, trans-farnesyl diphosphate biosynthetic process. Gene Ontology annotation, molecular function: dimethylallyltranstransferase activity; (2E,6E)-farnesyl diphosphate synthase activity. Bases 1 to 936 code for a protein of 311 amino acids. NCBI's taxonomy places the organism in Eukaryota, Fungi, Ascomycota, Eurotiomycetes, Eurotiales, Aspergillaceae. The record is from RefSeq and is a predicted model, not a curated record.